AUGCUUUUGUAUGCUCCCCAUGCCGUUGCGCAUGAACAUCGUCUUUUGCAAAUUCAGCUGAAGACCGAUACACCACAUGUUUCAUCGAAUUCGCUGCCGACCAUCAAACUUCACUCCCAUGUCGCUCCACUCCAACUUUCACAUUGCGUUCGCGAUGGUGGCUGUGAAUAUUUUGGCAUCCCACACAUUAGGAUCUGCUCGACUGCUUCCUCAUCUGUAAUGAAUGAUCAAGGCGGAGUCAGACGUAGUCAGCAGAAGAAGUUCAAACCAGUGGAACAAUUUUUCGAAAAACCAAAGAAAAGCAAAUAG
This is a messenger RNA of Necator americanus (New World hookworm), 309 nucleotides long. RefSeq lists its product as uncharacterized. The record is from RefSeq and is a predicted model, not a curated record. The coding region runs from base 1 to 309 and encodes 102 amino acids. Lineage: Eukaryota; Metazoa; Nematoda; Chromadorea; Rhabditida; Ancylostomatidae. The transcript has 4 exons.